Molecule: messenger RNA, 1296 nt
Organism: Hydatigera taeniaeformis
Lineage: Eukaryota; Metazoa; Platyhelminthes; Cestoda; Cyclophyllidea; Taeniidae
Source: the annotation of a GenBank genome assembly
AUGGAUGCGGUAGUUGUGCUUUGCCACUUCUGCGAGACCCACGGUCCCGCCAUCAUAAUGUGUACCCAGCCCCUGCGUCAGCAGGUCGUACCGAUGGUGCCGUCGCGUAAGACAUCUGCAGGCACGCCGCAUGCCUCAUCCAGCUGUGGCAGUUUUCACGUCGCCUCUACCUCCGCCUCUCAUGAGAGUACCAUCUGGCCAGCUGAACAAUUGACACACAAUCUCUUCUCCGAUAUCAUCACCUCAACGGCUCCACCUCAAUCUACGGGAGCGGUGCAGGACACUAACCCUCGGAUGCAGGCCUCCACAUCCUGUCGAGCUUGUUCCAUUAUAACUCGCGACGAAAUUGGUUUCGUAAGUCACGACUUCUCUGCGAAGACUGACUACGUCUCUACCCAGUUCCCCAGCGAUAUGGAACUCCUCAAAGCCGUUCGCACGGCAUGUAUGCGCAGUCUCUCCUGCGAGGUCAUUCCGGGUCGUGAAGGGCCUAUUUAUUUCGGCGAUGAUAUUAAUCGACACGUGAUCAGUUACAACUUCUUUGUCAAGGAUUCAAUGGCUCGAGGCUUUCAGGUCAAGUACAGCUUUCUACUUAUCUCCUGGAACCAGAUUUUCCUGCUCAAUCUUUGGCCUUUUGUUGUGAAGAGUUUUCAAACAAUGGCUAAGCGCCUGCAGGAGGCUGCGAAUCGGGUCUAUGAAGAGGAGACUUCAUCAGGUGCCUCAUCAACGACAGUAGCGUCCACGGCAGCAGCAGCGCGUUCAGCAACACCUCCGGCGGGUACCAAUUCACUGCGCCUUUGUCGCACACCACCACCUUCCUCUUCAAUGGCGUACCACAACACUUCAACUACUCCACCGGGUCGUGGUGCGCCUGCUCUUCUCUCCAAUCAGGCGGUAGCUGCAGGCUCUGCUCUUUCCCUUUCCAGCCAAGCCACUACCAGGAAACUCAGGGGCAUGCGGAUCACGGAGUCUGAAGUUCGAUCUCUUGCUGAACUUACAAAAGAUGAGCAGGUGUACUAUCGCGUGCACGCUUGGUUCACCUGGUUGUUGCGGGUGGCGGGUCGCAACUGGACCCCAGUGGAUCUAAAGAGUGCCCCUGUGGACGAAGAUGAGGUGUUUGCGGAGGAGCGCAAGAAUGGCCUCCUGUUAGGCCACAGUGGUGGAUGUGGUGACACGGUAGUAAGUGGGGCAUCGCGCAUUCCCUCAGGCGUUGUCAACACUGUUGAUCCUACCACCCUCACGCUGGGCUCCGAGCUCGGCUGGACUGAUGGUACUCCUGAGGUCGAGACGGCUGUGUGA